AUGUCCAAGAUUCUAACGGUUUUCGGAGCCACCGGCAACCAAGGCGGUUCCGUCGUGAGGGCUAUCCUUGGCGAUGCCGCCUUUUCCAGCCAGUUCAAGAUCCGAGCCGUCACCCGCAAUGCCACCAAGCCUGCGGCAAGGGCCUUGCAGGCCAUGGGAGCAAAAGUCGUCGCAGGCAACAUGUCAACGUUCGAGUCGGUCGCUCCAGCGCUCCAAGGCGCUCACACCGUCUUUCUCGCCACCAACUUCUGGGAGUCUACCAAUGCCGCCACCGAGAUAUCCCAGGGCAAAGCCGUUGCCGACGCCGCAAAGGCAGCGGGAGUAAACCACUUCGAUAGCAAAGCCAAGAUCGAGCAAUACAUACGCGACAGCGGCAUUCCAAGCACCUUUGUACUCCCUGGCUGGUAUGCGUCCAAUUUCUUCCAGGCCAUCCAAAAGAGCGAGGAUGGCUCGUACCUGCUGCCUGCGCCUGUUGAUGUGGACAAGGCAAAGAUUCCGAUUCUCGAUGUUGUCGCCGAUACUGGGAAAUUUGUCAAGGCUGCCAUCAAGCACCACCCAAAGUACGUUGGCAAGCAUAUUUACGCCGCGACCAACUACUACAGUCCAUCACAGCUCCUUGCCGAGUUCUCAGAGGAAAUGCUAGAAAACUUUCUACUAACCGAGAACCCCGGUUACUAUGGAGGUGCGGGCUUGAGUGAGAGCUUGAGUCUGCUGGAUGAGACGCCUACGACUUGGAGAGAGUUUGUGGACAAGAAUAAAGCUAAAUGGCUUUGA
Molecule: messenger RNA, 774 nt
Organism: Hirsutella rhossiliensis
Lineage: Eukaryota; Fungi; Ascomycota; Sordariomycetes; Hypocreales; Ophiocordycipitaceae
Product: nmrA-like family domain-containing protein
Exons: 5
Coding region: 1-774 (257 amino acids)
Source: RefSeq, a predicted model, not a curated record